Molecule: messenger RNA, 858 nt
Organism: Neohortaea acidophila
Lineage: Eukaryota; Fungi; Ascomycota; Dothideomycetes; Mycosphaerellales; Teratosphaeriaceae
Product: actin-related protein-like protein 2/3 complex subunit 4
Exons: 4
Coding region: 238-747 (169 amino acids)
Biological process (GO): actin filament polymerization; Arp2/3 complex-mediated actin nucleation
Cellular component (GO): Arp2/3 protein complex; actin cytoskeleton
Molecular function (GO): actin filament binding
Source: RefSeq, a predicted model, not a curated record
CACCAAAUCAGGCACCAAAGUUUAAGCUGUCCCCACCACGAUUACACUUCACCCCGGAACUUUUGAGCCUACGAGGCCACGCCAUCAACAGGCAAUCACCGUUAAACCUCCAACCCGGCCAUCAGAGGCCCAUUGCGCGACUCAAACACCACCUUUGCGACCACCUCUGCCCAAUUCGGUCUCUGUCCUCGCCAAUGCAGCAAUAACCACGCCAAAUACCCCUCCACGUCAGCCACCAUGUCUCAAUCCCUUCGACCCUACCUCCACUGCGUCCGCUCCACCCUCACCGCCGCCCUCUCCCUCUCCGACUUCGCAUCGCAAGCCUCUGAACGGCACAAUGUCCCCGAGAUCGAAGCGCGCUCUUCCCCCGAAGUCAUCCUCAAUCCGCUCACUGUCUCCCGCAACCAGGAAGAGCGAGUGCUGGUGGAGCCGUCGGUCAACAGCGUGCGCGUGAGCAUAAGAAUCAAGCAGGCCGAUGAGAUUGAACACAUCCUCGUGCACAAGUUUGAUCGCUUCUUGACCCAGAGAGCUGAGGCGUUCUUCAUUCUGAGGAGGAAGUCGGUGCCGGGCUACGAUAUCUCGUUCUUGAUCACGAACUUCCACACCGAGGAGAUGCUGAAGCACAAGCUGGUGGACUUUAUAAUACAGUUCAUGGAGGAGGUGGACAAGGAGAUCUCGGAGAUGAAGUUGUUUUUGAAUGCAAGGGCUCGGUUCGUGGCGGAAAGCUUUUUGACUCCGUUCGAUUAGAUUUGGUAGCGUUGAAAUGCCACAUCUCCGUUGUUCGCUUCAUUCUUCCAACCCGUGCUCGCCGUCGUGAAGUCGUCCUUCGCGCAGACUGGACUGGAGAAGAGUCUGUCG